CGGAGAAAACAUUUGGACUCUCUUGUUGGACAAGGAGGAAGAAGAGGAGGAGGAGGAGGAGGAGGUGUCUUGUCUGCCCCGUGCAUUCUCUCUCGCUCGCUCUUUCUCUGCCUCGCUCUUUCUUUCUCUCUCUCCAUCAGCGAGUCUCCCGCCACAGGAGCCAAGAGUUGCCGUUCCGAGCGCCGAUGCCAAAACGCACACAAGGAGCCGGUGCCAAAGGGCCAUUUUUUUUUCUCCCCUGAACGCACCACUACCACCACCAGCAGCAGCAGCAGCGAAAAAGAAGAGGACGGUGCUUGCGGCAAGGAUCCUAAAUUUACACUGACAAGAAAGACGCGUCGCAAAACGCAGGAUUUUGCAGCUUUCUGUUUUGCUUUCGGCAUUGUGGGUUCUCACUCCUUUCCACCCCCCUCCGCCCCCCGCCCCCCUUGCUGCGCGCGCCCAGGUGUUUUUUGUUUGCCUCCGAAAGAAGGGACAGCGUGCAGCGUGCAUCCUUCUCGCCCCCCCACCCCUAAACUUGUGCGGCAAUUAUCGAGGAAGAAAAGCAGAUCAAAUCCAAUUCACAUUUAAAGAAAAAAAAGGAGGAGUAAGUUGUCCGCGCUCCAGCCGAGAGCCACCAGCGGACCGACAAGACGGUCCGAGCCGACUCCAAGUGCCGUUCACCGGGCGAUGCCAGAGUAAAUGCCGGGGCGAUGUCCCGCCGCAAGCAGGUGAACCCGCAGCACUUGUCGUUGAGCCACCGGGAGACGGCACCAGCCGACGCCAAUGAUGCAACGGCGAGAUCCCCGUCGCCGGGCCCCGCCGCCUCCCUCCGGGGCCCCGAGGAGCACGACCUGCUGACGUGCGGCCAGUGCCAGACCAACUUCCCUCUGGGGGACAUCCUGGUCUUCAUCGAGCACAAACGCCGCCUAUGCCGCGGGCCGCCGCAGGGCGCGCCGGGCUCCUUCUCCGUCAAGCCCGGUGAGGCAGGCGGCGCCGCUAGCAUCCCCAUCUCCCCGCGGGGCCACGCCCUGGAGAUGGGAAGGGGGCCUCCUCUAAUGCCCGUUGAGGUGGGCGUGCAGGUGACGCCUGGCAGGGACGAGGAUGCCCACAGAAGGCUGACUCCGGCCAAAGGGAUCUGCCCCAAACAGGAGAAAGGAGACAAAGACGAGCCAUCCAGCUACAUCUGCACUAGCUGCAAGCAGACCUUCACCAGCGCCUGGUUCCUGCUCCAGCACGCCCAGCACACUCACGGAAUCCGCAUCUACCUGGACAACCAGCUGACCAACUGCUCGCUGACCCCGCGCAUGGCUCUGCCGCCCCCGCCGGGCGCCGACGCCCUCCCCCGCUCGCCGCUGCCCACCUUCCUGGGCGACACCAACAACCCCUUCCACCUCCUGCGUAUGGCCGCGCCCUUGCUCAGGGAACACCCCCCGCCGCCGGGUUUCAUGGAGACCCGGCUGCCGGCCACGCCGCCCUUUGUGAGCCCGCCGCCCCCCCCCAGACCCCCACUGGAGCGGCUGGGUCCAGAAGAGAUGGGGCUGCUCUCCCAGCAUCCCAGUGCCUUCGAGCGGGUGAUGCGCCUGACGCCCAUGGAGCCCCCGUCCAUGGACUUCUCUCGGCGUCUGAGGGAGCUGGCGGGCAACACCAACAACAACGGAGGGCCCACGCCCCCCCUGUCGCCCAACCGCGUCCCCCCCAUGCACCGCCUGCUCAGUCCCACGCUCUUCCAGCCGGGCUCCAAGCCGCCGGCCUUUCUCACCUACAACCCGCAGCCGCCCGCCCCGCAGGGCGGACGCGGUUCCUCCAGUCCCCCGGACACGCAGGGUCAGAACCAGUCGGCGGGGAAAUCCAAAUCCUGCGAGUUCUGCGGCAAGAUUUUCAAGUUCCAGAGCAACCUGAUCGUGCACCGCCGCAGCCACACCGGAGAGAGGCCGUACAAAUGCCACCUGUGCGACCACGCCUGCUCCCAAGCCAGCAAGCUCAAGAGGCACAUGAAGACGCACAUGCACAACAAGUCCGGCUCGGUGGGCGGAUCCCCCGAGGCGGAAAACCGAGGGGACGGAGCGGAGGGCGAAGACAAGCUCCGGGAGGCCGACGGAAGGGUCGCGGGGAUGGACAAUGAGGAGGAGGAGGAAGAGGAGGAGGAGGAAGAGGAGGAAGAAGAGGAGGAGGAAGAGCUGAGGAACGGCAGUCGGCCGGAUUCCAACCUAAGCGAGGACUCUCAAGAGUUCAACCCCAACCGGGAAAACGGGCCCAGGCAGUCUCCAGAGGAGAAGCGGGUCGGCGAGAGCGGCGGCGUGGGCAUCAUGCACCCGUACAACCACCUGGACAAUCAUCUCAGACUCAACCCCAACAAGAGGAGCCUCGAGAGGCAGCCCAACGGCGACGGCCCCGACGGGGGCGAGCCGGACCCGGAGGGCCGCGGCGACAGGGAGCAGAGCCGGGGGCCGGACGAGCCGGAGCCCAGGCCCGCCAUGAACGGCGGGAUGGGCGCGUCCGAAGCCGAGUCCUUCCCGGGCCUCUUCCGGCGCCGACCCACGCCCAUCACCAUCCCGAGCCCUUCCAACAACAACAAGAGGAUCAAGAUCGAGCGGGAGCAGUUGGAACUGCCGCCCGCCCUCCCGCUCAUCUCGCCGGAGAACGUCUACUCGCAGCUCCUGGCCGGCUACGCCGCCUCGCGCCACUUCAUCCGGGAGCCCUUCCUGGGCUUUACCGACUCACGCCAAUCGCCCUUCGCCACCUCUUCGGAGCACUCCUCCUCCGAGACGGGCAGCCUGCGUUUCUCCACGCCGCCGGGGGAGCUGAUGGAAGGCGGCAGCGCCUCGGGCCGAAGCGGCAGCAGCACGCCGCACCUCCUGCGGGGGCCGGGACCCGGCCGGCCGCCCAGCUCCAAGGACCGGCGCAAUGACACGUGCGAGUAUUGCGGCAAGGUGUUCAAGAACUGCAGCAACCUGACGGUGCACCGACGCAGCCACACGGGCGAGAGGCCCUACAAGUGCGACCUGUGCAGCUACGCCUGCGCCCAGAGCUCCAAGCUGACGCGCCACAUGAAGACGCACGGCCAGUUCGGCAAGGAGGUGUACCGCUGCGACAUCUGCCACAUGCCCUUCAGCGUCUACAGUACGCUGGAGAAACACAUGAAGAAGUGGCACGGCGAACAUUUGAUGGCCAGCGAGGUCAAACUGGAGCAAGCCGAGCGAAGCUAAGCGUCACGCCAACGCAAACGCAUCCACGAGCGCGCAACUCAUCCGCCCCGACCAUCCGCAAAUGUCCAACGGAGGCGACCGGACUUCCCCGCGCGCUGUUCAAUGCGUUUCACAAUUUAGUCCGGCGGGGUUUCUUCCAUUCUCGACAGAAUCUCGCUCCUUUGCCCAAACCCCCCCCGUUUCGAAUUUCAGGACGCUUUUUGGAGUAAAAGUUGAAAUAUCUUGGACAGCUAAGAGGGGGAUCCGGUUGCCUCGAAUCGACUUUUGCGGAUGACCUUUGACCCGGAUGACUGAGAGCCUCCACAGACAUCUUUCCUAUGACUACUUUGAACAAGGGGCAUGGCUGGAUAAUCUCUCUUAGGUUGAAAAAAAAAAACCCAAGACUGAUCGGUGUUUCUUCUUUUUUUUUUAAUUUGAUUAUUUCUCUUGUCGCCUGAGAAUAUUAAAACUUUCAACCUAGUCCGGACACCUCUAAGGAUUUUAGGAAUUCCACGGAGCCUUUCUACUGUGCAAUAAUUUGUGUAUUUAUUGGAUUUUUUUUUCUUUUUGGUAAAAUUUGGCAUGUGCAGAUACAUCUUGUGUGCGUUUCUUUUUUUUUUUACGUGCUCAAAUUGUUUUUAAUGAUUUAAAAAAAAAAGUUUAAUUUCUAAUUGGAAAUAAGUCGCCCUUCGGAACAAUGAUAAUAAUCCAGUUUUGUCCUCUAAGGAAAGUUAUUAUCAUGCGAGUGAGUAAAUGAUGUUUUCUAUAUGCCAAGUGCAGCAGCGGACUACAAUCUCGCCCCCUCCGCCCCAGCCCCGCUCCUCUCCAGCACUGUUCAAUGUCAGCCUGCCAAUAAUUGAUUUUUGAAAAAUUAAUUUAUAGAGGGACAAGGCGCACUGAAAUACAAGCAAACACAGUUGCUGUGUUUGCUGUCGACCAGGACGUAAAACAAACGGAAAAAAAAAAAAAAAACAGGUUGCACUUAAUGCUUUCGCCCAUGUAGGAUUGAACCACCAUAUUUAAUAUGUCUGCUUGUUAAGUUAAGACUACUUGUGAUUCACGUGAGAGGGGAACAGUCCCGUUUAUGUAAAUAUAUUACUUUUUUCUGUUAGUUAAAAGAAACAAAAGAAAAAAAAAAAGAAAAUAUGCGCCCCAACUGUUUUCCGAAAAGAGGCAGCCUAAAAACAAUCAAGAAGACCAGCUGCUUGCGUCGCCAUUGUAUGUGUGUGUGUGUGUGUGUGUGGAUGCAUAUAUGGGAGUUGCCUCAGGCCCCUCCCACCUCCCCCCACCUUCAGGCGCAGGUCAAAUUUAGUUAUUUUAAAUACUUUGACCGGGGGGAAAUAGUUUCAGUGACUCAUUUUAUAUAUUUGCAAUUAAAUUAAUUCCAGUUAAACGUUCGCGACACCAUUUUGGGAUAUGUAGAGAAAAACGCGUCCGAUUGAUUUGUUUUAGUAAGUGUCAGGCAAAUCCAACCCCCCGCCCCCCAACUCCUGUCACUUUGUGGAAACAUUCACAGAUGCCGGGUUAAAUCGAACCAUUUUCAUCAACCGUUAAAAGCGACUGUUCGGUUUCAAACUUCUGCUUCGCUUCAGUGUCCUCGACGAUGACAAUUGGUCAUUUCACCCCAAAACUAAAGCGUUAGUGACAAAUUGACCCACUUGAAAUUGUUGCAAGUCGUUUCCCUAACACAAUGAAAGGAUUACGAAUACUAAAAAUAUAUAGAUAUAAAAUAAAUUAUUUCACAUAAUUUGCACACGACCCCCCCACCCCCAAGUCAAACUGACCCAUACAUAUUUUAAUCUCGGUUGCUGACAAUGUAAAGUAACAGGAGCCACUGCGUGAAAACGAACAGAGGGCACAGCCAAAUAACCACAAAAACAAUCAAAGAUUGUGAUAAUAUUGAGCACAUUUGGCUGCGUGACCUAGAACGAUCCCCCCACCCCCCGCUAUUGUCAAAAUGAAAGGCAGGAGGAUGAAGAAGUGUGAGCGGCAUUGGCGGCGGGACCUUGACCAGGCACACACACAAGAGUCAUUCAAAUCAAAUUGGAAGCAUAUGAAAUGUGUUUUUUUUUCUUUUGGGGGGGGCAGGGGGGGGGUAGAGGCUGGGGAACGGGCCGCGUCUUCUUUUCGGGAGGGAGGGAAGACAGCGAAAGCCACAUGAAAGUGGCGCACGCCAUAUUUCAUUAAGAAUAAAUAAAUAAAUAAGGAAAUGUCCUCGUCUUCAUUUGUGUUCCAACAGGGGGGGGGAGGAAAAAAAUUUUUUAAAAAUGUAAAUCCCUGAAUUUUGAUCAGGAAUUAACACGAUAACGUUUACAAAAGUAGGCCAUACAUGAAAUGUACUUGCUUCAUGCAAAUAAGUAUUGUUUCCUCCCGGUUUUUUUGUUGUUGUUUUUUUUGUUGUUGUUGUAUGCUGGUGGAGGGAUUUGAAAAGUUACACAGUCAUGCCAGAGUGAGGUGCCAUGUUUUGUUUUUAAAAGGGGAGAAGAAAAAAAUAAAAAUAAAAGGGACUUGCAGGGACACUUUUCCACCUACUGAGACAUUUUUAUUUUAGGUUUUGUAAGAGCAAGUGUGUGUGUGUGCGUGUGUGUGAGUGUGUCCUCAUGGUUGCUUGAAGGUCUUGUGAUGACACAAUUUGAGAGAAAGAGAGAUAUGAGGAAAAAAAAAAAAGAGACCCUGAUUUCACUUUUCACAACUUCCACUUUGGCUCUUUGUACAAAUUGACUUUUUUUUUUUGUCCUUGUUGCUUUUUAUUUCCGGUGGGAACGGGAAGGGAGGGCGGGCAAGGGAAUGGUAGGGGGGUUGGGGGGUGUGGGGGGGGGGAGUGCAUUGUUGUGCAGGAAAAAAAAAACAAAAUUAAAAAAAAAAACCCAAACAAAAAAAAAAGUCAUCUCAGAACACCUGCUGUUUUGAGCAUAUAUGUAUUUUUGUAAUGUGUUGAAAAAUCAAUACAAGAAAGCCAACACUUCAAUAAAUGUUGCAAUUGCUCUAUGAUUGAA
Messenger RNA from Hippocampus zosterae (dwarf seahorse), 6163 nucleotides. RefSeq names its product BCL11 transcription factor B b (gene bcl11bb). NCBI's taxonomy places the organism in Eukaryota, Metazoa, Chordata, Actinopteri, Syngnathiformes, Syngnathidae. The transcript has 3 exons. Gene Ontology annotation, cellular component: nucleus. Bases 693 to 3188 code for a protein of 831 amino acids. Gene Ontology annotation, biological process: positive regulation of transcription by RNA polymerase II. The record is from RefSeq and is a predicted model, not a curated record. Gene Ontology annotation, molecular function: RNA polymerase II cis-regulatory region sequence-specific DNA binding; DNA-binding transcription factor activity.